This is a messenger RNA of Symbiodinium necroappetens, 1074 nucleotides long. The record is from the annotation of a GenBank genome assembly. Lineage: Eukaryota; Dinophyceae; Suessiales; Symbiodiniaceae.
AUGAUUUUCGCAGUGCUCCCGGUGCUGGUUCUGCCAAUUUCGGCAGCCUCUCCCUCACUGCCUGAUCGAAUCGAAGGUGCAUUUUUUGGCUGCCUCGUUGCGGAUGCUCUAAGCCUGGGUUCACAUUAUGAGUACGAUGCAAAGGCCAUCAAGCAGGCUUAUGGAGGUACCAUCUCGCGAUACAUGGGCCCCGGUGAAGCUAUGGGUGGCACGACGCACGGCGUGGGCUGGGGCCGGCGAAACUACCACCCUGGCCAGAAAGCUGGAGACCAGACGGAUUAUGGCGAGUACAAUCUGCUGGGCUUGGAGUACCUGGCCUCACGCAGCGGUGCCGCAGCCAAAGCUGAAGUCAGGUUAGAGGGCCUUGUCCCUUACUGGCAGCAGCGUGUGACUUCGAAGUCUUGGGGUGCAUGGCUCUGCACGCAGACAAAGCAGACACUUCAGCAGGUGUCGCAGAAGGUGCCCUACGACAGGUUGGGCGGCAUGUCCAAUGCUAUGUCCCUUCGACACGCCGCGGCCUACGCUGUCUUCGACACCGAGGCUGAGGUCGUCAAAGCUGCGCGCACAAUGAUGUUUACGCAUCGAAACUCGGAAGCCUUGGGGGGUGGUGAAUUCUUCGGCCGGGUGGCUUUCCGCAUCAUCCACAAGAACCUGAAGCCUCGGCAGGCUAUCGAGCAGGUCGCUUCAGACAUGGGCGGCUGGUUCAAGCAGAAGGCCCAGCAGGGCAUUGCCAAGUUCGAGGAAGCGACGGACCCGACGAAGCCGCUGUUCAAAGAGGAGUUUGUGGAUGAUCUGGCCAUGACAUCUAUGGCACGGCUCUGGGAUGUCGGCAAGAGUGAGCCCAUUAAGGUUGGCAAAGCAUCUCCCACCGAGGGUACCCUCCCUAGCAGCGUGUACAUCAUCCUCAAGUAUGAAGGUGACAUCGUCGCCGGCCUGAAGGCAAAUGCCAUGGUUGGUGGCGACAAUGCUGCUCGCUCUGUGGCCAUCGGUCUGGUGCUAGGUGCCUACCAUGGUGCCACUGCCAUCCCCGAGGAUCUGCGUUCCACGCUCAACGCAUGGCCGAAGGUGGCCUAG